This is a messenger RNA of Limulus polyphemus (Atlantic horseshoe crab), 650 nucleotides long. Its product is annotated as C-type lectin mannose-binding isoform-like. NCBI's taxonomy places the organism in Eukaryota, Metazoa, Arthropoda, Merostomata, Xiphosura, Limulidae. The annotation marks the transcript as partial. The transcript has 5 exons. The record is from RefSeq and is a predicted model, not a curated record.
UAACCCAGGCAAAUAGUAUUUGUGCCCGAGACUACAUCUACAAGAACGGGUUUUGCUACAAGGUUGUAACUACAGAAUUGCUCUCCUGGUCAGUAGCUGCAGAAGUCUGCAAGUCAGAUGGAGCUCAACUUGCCACGAUUGAUCUCUCGAACGAAGAAGAACAGAAUUUUUUGCAAUCCCAACUUAAGCGUUCUUACUUCACAGACUAUUGGAUUGGCCUACGUGAGCUCGAUAAAGACGGAAACUGGGUUUUUAGUGAUUCUUCUACCCUCUCUUCUGAUUUCAUGCUCUGGGGUGAAAAGCAACCAAAUGACCAUACUGAGCUCAGCUGUGCUCGAAUAUCAACAAGAUUUAAUCUCUAUAUUGGGGAUAUAACUUGUUCUUCCUUCUACCACGCCAUUUGUGAAAGGUCUGUAAAUAAUUCGCAAGAAUGUACAGACUGGUAUACUGUAGGGAAUCAUUUGUGUUAUACUUUUUGGGACGUAAAUAUGACGUAUGAAGCAGCAGCUCUGUCUUGUGGAAAAUAUGGGUCGAUGCUUGCAGUGAGAUCGUUCGUUAAGUGUGAGCAAAGUUCGUCUGAUUACUUCUUUUUGAAGGAAAUAUUAAUUUUUGAUUACGCCUUCUGUAUCAAGAUAUCACUUUACUUGUAG